AUGUUUUUAGAGCGGAAAGCGACUCCACCGCCAGGCAGCACGGAUUGCGCCACUUGGGGCUCGUGUGAGCCGGCCGCCGGAGCUGCUGCUGCUGCUCCUGCCCCUGGCGUGGCUUGCGGAGCCGCCGAUGCGGCUGCGGUCGAUGUCGAGUCCCGCGCCCGCGGCGACGACUGGGCCCACUCUCACCCGCUUCUCCUUGCCGCCCACGUGGGCUACGAUGCUAUAGCCGAGCUACUGCUCGCCUGCAACGCCGAUCCAACUGCCACCACCAUCGGCCGCGACGACGGCGAGCUCGAUGCCGCCGUUCUUGCUGCUGCCGCUGGCCACGAUGUGUUUGUCAAUGACCGGCUCGGGACCAAGCUGGCGGUGCUCAUGAACGACGACGACACGGUCGGCGAGCUCAAGCUGAUGAUUGCGUCGCAGACGGGCCUGCAGCCGGAGCGCAUCCGCCUGCAGAAGGCCGACCGAGUAUACAAGGACCACAUCACACUCGGCGACUACGAGAUUCCCGACGGGUUCAACUUUGAGAUGUUCUACAACUAA
Thecamonas trahens ATCC 50062 is the source of this 543-nucleotide messenger RNA. Its product is annotated as ubiquitin family protein. The transcript has 3 exons. Gene Ontology annotation, cellular component: cytoplasm; nucleus. The record is from RefSeq and is a predicted model, not a curated record. Bases 1 to 543 code for a protein of 180 amino acids. Gene Ontology annotation, molecular function: protein binding; protein tag activity. NCBI's taxonomy places the organism in Eukaryota, Apusomonadida, Apusomonadidae. Gene Ontology annotation, biological process: mRNA splicing, via spliceosome; protein modification process.